GUUCUACCGUAACUGAACCGGGCAGACAGAAGGGUGAGAGGGUGGAGGAUCAGACACGCACUGGAUUAUUAAAGAUUAGCAUUCUGCCAGUGCAGCAGCAGCAGCAUCGGACCGGUAGCUUCUCUGACUCCUCUAGACUCCACUGGACCCUUCUCUCUCCUCACCAUGGCCGAGACUAAAGGGAAGUUUGAUUUUGCCAUCGACCGUGGCGGGACGUUUACAGAUGUGUUUGCCCGGCUGCCUGAUGGUCGUGAGAGAGUCCUGAAGCUGCUUUCCAGGGACCCCCAGAACUACAAAGAUGCUCCCACUGAGGGUAUUCGUAGAAUCUUGGAGGAGGAAACAGGACAAGUUUUUCCUCGGGAGCAGCCUGUAGACACCUCUCUGAUUGGCUGGAUCAGAAUGGGCACCACAGUGGCAACCAAUGCACUGCUGGAGAGGGACGGAGAAAGGACGGCGCUUCUGGUCACAAAGGGCUUUAAGGACUUGCUGCAUAUCGGCACACAGGCCAGGCCGAAGCUGUUUGAUUUGGAAGUUGCGGUGCCAGAUGUGCUGUAUGAAGAGGUAAUUGAGGUGGAUGAGCGAGUUGUUCUCAAGCAAGACGACUGCGAGCUGCCAGGGAAUCAUCCCAAGCGUUUGGUAACAGGCAAGACGUGGGAUACUCUGGAGGUGUGGAAGGAGCUCGAUCUGGAGAAAGUGGAAAAAGACCUGCGAGGAGUUCUGUCCCGCGGCAUCACCAGCCUGGCAGUUCUUCUGCUGCAUUCGUACACAUGGUCUGUUCAUGAGGAAGCCGUUGGGUCUCUGGCAUGUCGUCUGGGCUUCACCCAGGUGUCUCUCUCCAGUGAGGUCAUGCCGAUGGUGCGGGCCGUCCCUCGUGGCUACACGGUCUGCGCCGACGCCUACCUCACACCCAAAAUUCAUCAGUAUUUAAAAGGCUUCACCUCUGGCUUCAAAGGUGCUCUUAAGGACGUGGAUGUCUUGUUCAUGCAGUCAGAUGGAGGUUUGACUCCCAUGGAGCAGUUCUGCGGUUCUCGGGCCGUUCUGUCCGGCCCAGCAGGGGGUGUGGUGGGAUACGCUAUCACCUCCUACAGCCAAAUGGAGAAAAAGCCAGUAAUUGGCUUUGACAUGGGCGGAACUUCCACUGAUGUGAGUCGUUAUGCAGGACAGUAUGAGCACGUGUUUGAGGCGACCACAGCUGGAGUCACCCUGCAGGCCCCUCAGCUGGACAUCAACACUGUGGCUGCAGGAGGAGGAUCUCGACUGUUUUUCAGAUCGGGGAUGUUUGUAGUUGGACCAGAGUCUGCAGGCGCACAUCCAGGACCGGCUUGCUACAGAAAAGGUGGCCCUUUGACUGUGACUGAUGCUAACUUAGCUCUGGGUCGCCUCCUUCCUUCCUUUUUCCCAAAAAUCUUUGGACCUGGGGAGAAUGAGUCCUUGUCCUCAGAGGAAACCAUGAAGCAUUUCCGCCAUCUCACUGAGGAGAUCAACCUCUUCCUGUCUUCUAACCAAUCGCAGAUGGGGGAAAAUGGGGCCAGCAACCCGCAGAGCAGCAUGUUAACGAGCAGCCAAUCAAAGAUGACUGUGGAGGACGUUGCCAUGGGAUUUGUUCGUGUUGCAAAUGAGGCAAUGUGUCGGCCAAUCAGAGCUCUUACACAGGCCAAAGGUCAUGAUACAUCUCAACAUGUGCUGGCAUGUUUUGGGGGUGCAGGUGGCCAACAUGCCUGUGCUAUAGCCCGAGCCCUGGGAAUGAAGACUGUCUUUAUACACAAGUACAGUGGUGUGCUGUCAGCCUACGGUCUGGCUCUGGCAGAUGUGGUGGAGGAGGUGCAGGAGCCGUGCUCGCUGCGGUAUGAGCAGCAGUCUUUCAGCAUGCUGGACCGGAGCGUGGAGCAGCUCACCCAACGCUGCCACGACACUCUCUGUGGACGAGGAUUCACCAGCGGCCAGAUAACCACUGAGGUUUUCCUCCACCUGCGUUAUGAAGGUACCGACUGCGCCCUCAUGGUUACUACUGCCGGUUACCCCAGCAACGCUGAGUCCUGUCAAGCUGGCGACUUCCGCAGGGCCUUCACCAAACGUUACCUGAAGGAGUUUGGCUUCACUAUCCCAGACAGACCCAUCAUGGUGGAUGACAUCAGAGUGAGGGGUUGUGGGAAAUCUGGUAUCAAAUCAGUACAUAAACCAAAGAUGGGACAGAAACAAGCCAAACCUGUGACGAUGACCAAAUGUUACUUUGAGGGUGGUUACCUUGACACUGCUGUGUAUUUAUGGGAGGAUCUGCCAUGGGGUCUCAGCAUCCAAGGACCAGCCAUCAUCAUUGACAAAAACAGCACCAUCCUGGUGGAGCCUUGCUGUGAGGCUUGUCUCACAGAAGGGGGUGACGUUUGCAUGACAGUGGGUUCAGAUCCUCACUGCGCUCUCGGCACCGAGCUUAACACUGUGCAGCUCUCAAUCUUCUCCCACCGCUUCAUGAGCAUAGCAGAGCAGAUGGGCAGAGUCUUGCAAAGAACCUCCAUCUCAACAAAUAUCAAGGAGCGUCUGGACUUCUCCUGUGCUGUGUUUGGACCAGAUGGAGGUCUGGUGUCCAAUGCGCCUCAUAUCCCUGUCCACCUGGGAGCCAUGCAAGAAACUGUGCAGUAUCAGAUCAGAUCACAGGGGAACAAGCUGAAAGAAGGGGAUGUUAUUCUAAGUAACCAUCCGUGUGCUGGUGGCAGUCAUCUCCCAGACCUCACAGUCAUCACACCGGUGUUUCGUAAAGGGGUGAGCAAGCCUGUGUUCUUCGUAGCCAGCAGGGGGCAUCAUGCUGACAUAGGAGGCAUUACUCCAGGCUCAAUGCCCCCCCACUCAACCUCCCUCCAGCAGGAGGGUGCUGUCUUCAUUUCCUUCAAGCUUGUCACUGGGGGAGUUUUCCAGGAUGAAGCUGUUACUGAGGCUCUGAUGGCUCCGGCCCAGUACCCGGGCUGCUCUGGGACUCGUAAUCUCCACGACAACCUGUCAGACCUGCGGGCUCAGGUGGCGGCCAAUCAGAGAGGCAGCCAGCUGGUGGGAGAGCUGAUUGACAGCUACGGGUUGGCUGUGGUUCAGGCUUACAUGGGGUACAUCCAGAGCAACGCUGAGCUGGCAGUGAGGGACAUGCUGAAAGAGUUUGCACGUCACAGGGAACAAAAAACUGGCUCCUUGGAGGUGAAGUCAGAAGAUUUUAUGGAUGAUGGGACUCCAAUCAGAUUGCGAGUUCAGAUUAAUGAAGAAGAGGGAAGUGCAGUGUUUGACUUCUCAGGGACGGGUACUGAAGUGUGGGGGAACUGCAAUGCUCCACGGGCCAUCACCUUGUCUGCUCUCAUCUACUGCUUGCGCUGCAUGGUCGGGCAAGAUAUUCCUCUCAAUCAGGGUUGUCUUGCACCAAUCAAAGUCAUCAUCCCCCCUGGCUCCAUCCUCCAGCCUUCCCAGAAUGCAGCCGUUGUUGGAGGAAAUGUGCUCACAUCCCAGAGAGUAGUUGAUGUCAUCUUCAAGGCAUUUGAGGUGUGCGCUGCCUCACAGGGCUGCAUGAACAACAUUUCAUUUGGCAGCGAGACGGUCGGUUAUUAUGAGACGGUUGCUGGCGGUGCUGGGGCGGGGCCCGGCUGGAAUGGGCGGAGUGGAGUUCACAGUCACAUGACUAACACUCGCAUCACUGAUCCAGAGAUUUUGGAGAAGAGGUAUCCAGUCAUUUUGGAACAGUUCUCUCUGCGGCCGGGCUCAGGAGGUGCAGGGAAGUACCGUGGUGGGGACGGUGUUAUCCGUAAGCUCCUGUUCAGGAAGAAGGUUGUCCUGUCUGUGCUGACAGAGCGGAGAGCCACUUGUCCUUAUGGCCUUCAAGGGGGUGAAGAUGGGGCUGCAGGGCUGAAUCAUCUCCACAGAGCUGACGGUCGAGUCCUCAACCUGGGAGCCAAAACCAGCAUCAGCCUUCAGCCAGGGGACAUGUUCUGCCUCUACACCCCUGGAGGAGGUGGCUACGGAAAAGAGGAAGACACCUCGAGCAGUACACCUCAGAGCAAGCGGCGGCGCUUGAAUGAAACAUUUCCCGAGAGAGGGAGCGUAUUUGAAUACCGAAUAGCACAAGAGGGAGUGUGAAGGCAAAAUGAGAUGGAGUGGAUGCAGGUGGAGGUCUUUAGAGCAAGGGUGUCCAAAGUUGGUCCUUGAGGGCCGGAGGACAGGUUUUCAGUGUUUUCCUGCUCCAACACACCUUACUCAAAUUAAAAGGAUCCAACAGCCUGUAAAGUUCUGCACAAUUUCUCAUUGUUUUGAGUCAAGGGUUCUGGAGCAGGGAAACAUAAAAAAACCUGCAGAAUUGAGGCUCCUCAAGGACAGGAGGUGGACACCCCUGCCUUAGAAGAUCGCAGACACAAUGAGUCAGGAUUUUUUGUCAAAAGAUGCAAUGAUUCUUAGAACGAUUACAGUUAAACAGCGAUAGCAACAGUGUCAGUAUUGUACUGUAAGGAAAUGAAGGCACAUACGUGUAGUCUGGCGUUUUAUGGUUUUUACCAUAACACGGGUAGAAUGGAAAAGAAAAGUUUUAACAUAGUGUUAUACAGUACCUGUAAGUAAAAUACAGGUGUAACAUAUUAUACAGACUCAGCUAACAAGCCACGUAAAAGCUAAUUAUUUCCUUUAACAAACUAAAAUGGUGUCAGAAAAGAUGCCAGAUUGACUCUGCGUUUGUAUUUGAUGUUAGAAUCGUUUUCUGAUAUUUGUACACAUUUUGUAAUAGCAUUUUGAUCAAGUAUAUUUAACUGUACAUUAAAAGCCUAGGUUUUCCAUAAUAGGUAACACACAGUGUAUUUUGCAUGCUGAAUUGCUUUCUUUUUAUAGAUACAAAAUAAAACCAAUCAGGUGUAGCAGCUGUUCCGCUGUUUUAACUAAUAGUCUAAAACUAGUGUUGUGAUUUUAUUUUAUAGAGACAAAUAAACC
This is a messenger RNA of Melanotaenia boesemani (Boeseman's rainbowfish), 4944 nucleotides long. RefSeq names its product 5-oxoprolinase, ATP-hydrolysing (gene oplah). The record is from RefSeq and is a predicted model, not a curated record. The transcript is spliced from 28 exons. Gene Ontology annotation, biological process: glutathione metabolic process. Bases 166 to 4107 code for a protein of 1313 amino acids. Gene Ontology annotation, cellular component: cytosol. Lineage: Eukaryota; Metazoa; Chordata; Actinopteri; Atheriniformes; Melanotaeniidae. Gene Ontology annotation, molecular function: 5-oxoprolinase (ATP-hydrolyzing) activity.